Eruca vesicaria subsp. sativa (arugula) is the source of this 438-nucleotide messenger RNA. Lineage: Eukaryota; Viridiplantae; Streptophyta; Magnoliopsida; Brassicales; Brassicaceae. The record is from the annotation of a GenBank genome assembly.
AUGUUUUCAGCUACAUUUCCUGUCACUGUGAAGGCUUUUAAGGAUAGACAUUUGCGGAAGCCAUACAUUAUCAAUCUCAUGGAUCAACUCACGCUUAUGGGUGUCACACAUUAUUACGCUUUUGUUGAAGAGAGACAGAAGGUUCACUGCCUCAACACACUUUUCUCGAAGGUCGGCCGAUCAGGACGGUUUGGACAUCUUGGGUUGGCUGUGAAUUUGGUAACAUAUGAGGACCGUUUCAAAAUGUAUCAGACUGAGCAAGAACUUGGCACUGAAAUCAAACCAAUUCCUUCUCAUAUCGAUCAAGCAAUCUACUGUCACUUUGUCAAAAACAACAGUGAUUGCAUCUUAAGACCAAUGUGCCGCAGUGUUCAGGUGUUUCUCAAGCUAGGAGAAGAUAAGGGAAAGGAUUCUUGGCGGUUAUGUAAAAACGAUUAA